AUGCAGAAGAAUGAAAUUUGCAACCGGAUUCUUGAGCAUUAUAUGCGUGUGGGUAAACUAGGCAAUGAAGCUAGUCAGUAUAUAACUCGUGAACCAGCAGUACUAACCCACGAGCAGCAGUUAGAAUACGAGCGCAUUUCCCUUGAACGCGAGAAACUUGCAGCACAGAAAUUAGAAUCAGAGAGACAAUUUGCAUUGUUGGAAAAACAAGCCGAAGAGAAACGGUUAGAGUCAGAGAGACAAGUUGCAUUGUUGACAAAACAAGCAGAGUUAGAGUCAGAGAGACAAAUGUCAAAACUUAAAUUAGAAUUCGAGAUGGAGAAGGCUAAACUUCAGUUAGCUUCAGAGAGAGAGAAAGAAAAACUGGACUAUGAAGCGUCGUUAGCACUUAAAUUUGAACAGGAAAAAGCAAAGCUUUCUAGAGAGAAUAAGGAACAUGAAAUUUCGGUUUUGGAAGCUCGGGAGAAACCCUUUGAUUUAGCAAAAAACAUUACGUUGGUUCCCACAUUCACAGAUUAUGACCCUGAAGAUUAUUUUAAGACUUUUGAAGAGACUGCCUUGCAUUUGGAUUGGCCACGCGAUCAGUGGGUUUGGCUAUUAAGGCCGAAAUUAACUGGGAAAGCUGCGAAAGUUUGUAGACAUCUCGAAAAUACUACAGAUUACCAGAAUGUUAAACAAGCAAUUUUGGAUGCUUUUUCAAUCUCUGUCGAGGGAUAUCGUCAGACCUUUCGUAACAAAACUAAGUUCACAACUCAAACCUACGUAGAAUUCCCUUCAGAGAAAUUAAGGGAGUUUAAGAAAUGGGUAAAAUCUGCUGCAGUAAGUACUUUUGCUGAAUUAGAGAAUUUGAUUGUACUUGAAGAGUUUAAACGAAAGCUUCCUUUGAACAUUAUGAUGUAUUUAGAGGAUAGGGAAGAAAAAGACUUGUUAAAGGCAGCUUCUCUGGCAGACACUUACUCUUUAAUACAUAAAUUUGGCAACAGUAAGAGAACCGACCAGAAUGUAAAACCAUUUCCAGCUAAAAACUUUGAAACUCUGACUAAUAUGGCAAAAGCGUCUAAUGUACGUUGUAGUUAUUGUAAGAAAGACGGUCACACAAUUAAAAACUGUCCAGAUCCUAAAUGUAAAACUUCCUUGCCUUUUCGGAACCCAUUUAACACUUUUCUUAACUUUAAAGGUAAAACAGAUGAUCAGAUUAAGCCUGUCUCCCAUAUCCAUUCUGAAAAGCCUGUAAAUCUAUUUGAUGAUUUUACUUUUGAUGGAACUGUAGCUUUGAACUCUGAUGGGGAUAAGUAUAAAGUCAGGAUACUUCGUGACACAGGUGCUUCGCAAAGUUUACUUUUGAGAAAUGCUCUCCCAAAUAUUGAAGCUAACGUAACUAAUGAACAUGUUCUCGUGAAAGACCUUUCACAAAUAUCUAAAGUUCCCCUUGCUAAUGUUCAUCUUGAUUGUCCUAUAAAGAAGGGUAAUGUGCUGGUAGGCAUAAGAGAUAUUGAAUUUCCAGUAAAAGGUGUAACUUUAUUAUUGGCUAAUGACCUUGCAGGACAUUUGGUAGUUCCCAAUGUCAUUGUAAUGGAAAAACCUGUAGGUGAAAACAUUGAACCUGAUCCCGAUUGCUCUGUAAAUUCUUCUUGUGUUGUCACUCGUAGCCAGAAAUCUAGUUCGGAUUAA
This is a messenger RNA of Macrobrachium nipponense, 1671 nucleotides long. RefSeq lists its product as uncharacterized. Lineage: Eukaryota; Metazoa; Arthropoda; Malacostraca; Decapoda; Palaemonidae. Gene Ontology annotation, molecular function: nucleic acid binding; zinc ion binding. The transcript has a single exon. The record is from RefSeq and is a predicted model, not a curated record. Bases 1 to 1671 code for a protein of 556 amino acids.